CAGUCUCGUAGUACGGAGUACAAGAGAGGCGAGCGAGCGCGGCUGCAGUCCCUGCGCGCCAGUCGCCCAAUAGACUUUAAGUACGACGCGCCGAGCGCGCGCUCCUCUUCAUUGGCCCUGCAGUGUGCAACGACAGCGCGACGAGAGCGACGUUUCGUUUUUUUUUCUUUUUUUUUAGUUAUCGGAAAGGAGCGCAUAUGAAUUAGUUCUACGCGAUUGUCCACCCUGUCGACGACGUCAUCAUGAACUUGCUGACGUUCGUGAAAGUCGGUUACAUCAUGCUGCUCGCGACGCUGAUCCUGAUGAUCUGGACGUCGAUGGCGCGUAUGCACGAGUUGCCGGUCCAGUAUCCGCCCUGCUUCUUCAAUCCUCUGUGCACGUGCUCCAAAGUCAUACCGGACCUCGGCAUCGUCACCUGCUUCAACGUGCCCAUGCCGAGGAUACCGCAUCCCAUCAACGCCUCCAAGGUAUUCAUGCUCCAGCUGGAGAACAACGGGCUGCGCUCGAUACAGCCCCAAUUUCUCAUAAAUACCGGUCUGUACAAGCUGCAGAUCAAGCAUAAUCCCCUAUCGGAUAUACCGGACGAGGCCUUCCUAGGGCUUGAAAGAUCGUUGUGGGAGCUUGAACUACCCUAUAACCGUCUUGUGAGAGUGCCCAGCAAAUCAUUCAGGCACUUGCAGAAGCUGCGGCUUCUCGAUCUAACAGGCAAUCAAAUCUCUCACAUCGCCGCGGAUAAUUGGCGCGGUCUGGAGAAUUCGCUGCAGAUCCUGAAGAUGGGCCGAAACUCCAUCGACAAACUGCCGGCCGACGCUUUCGCCGGCCUCACCUAUCUCGAGUAUCUCGAUUUGAGGGCGAACAGUCUGAAGGAGAUCGACCCGUCGGUUUUUCGCGACGGCAUGGCCCACCUGAUGCAGCUCUACCUCAACGAUAAUCAGCUCAAUCGCAUACCCUACUCGCAGCUGUCGUCGCUGAAGCGCAUGCGAGUUCUGGAUCUGAGCUACAAUCGGAUCUCGAGGAUGAUUCAUCCGCAGCUGGACGCCGAGAUAAGGGGAGUGCAGAUGUCGCUGGACGUGCUGAGGCUCGACUACAAUCAGAUCGACCAGCUGCCGCCUGGCUCGUUCCAGCACUUCUUCAAAGUCAACCGGACUUAUCUCAAUGGCAACCCUAUUCAGAUCAUCGAGCAAGGGGCAUUCAAAGACUCGAGGAUCAAGGAGCUGUACUUCACUGACUGCGACUUGUACGAGAUCGAUUCACCGGACUUGAUGGGUUUGGAAUCGUCCUUGGAGCUGUUGGAUUUGUCGGGCAACAAUUUGACCUUCAUUCCGAAUUUGGUCUUCCAAGAGUUCGACUAUCUGCGCACCUUGAUUUAUCGUGAAAAUCACAUCGACACGUUCAAUCCAAUGUUUAAUUUUUCUCACGCAGGCCAAGCUUUCAAUGGCUUUCAGUACUCCAUGUAUAAUCUCGAUCUCAGCGGCCGCAAGAACGGCAUGAUUGCCUUGCAGGACUUGAGGCACAUGCGAAAUUUGCGCUUCCUGUCGAUCUCCAAGAUGCCCGGCUCGACGCUGUCGCAGGACGAUUUCGCCGAAUUCGGCAUGGACAUAAAGGAGCUUCACAUUGUCCAGAGCAACUUGCAGACCAUUAAAAAUCACGCCUUCAUGCACGUACGCGGUAUCAAGUACUUGGACUUUUCGGAAAAUUCCAUUUCGAGCAUCGAGAACGACGCCUUCCUCGAGGUUGGCAAUUCGCUGAUAACGCUUAGAAUCGCGCAUGGAUUUUCUUCUUCAAUGAAGGAAUUGCCAAAUGCUCCUCUCAAAACUUUGACGAAUCUCCAACACUUGGAUUUCAGCAACAAUAAACUGAGAUCGAUGCCCGACAAUUCGUUCCAUUUUCUGAAAAGAAUCAAACGAAUAGAGUUGCAAGACAAUGAAAUCGACGCGAUUCAAAAAGGAACCUUCCAGGGAGACAUUCAUUCGACGUUGGAAAGUAUUGACUUCAGUUAUAACCACAUCAAAACUCUGGGCACCCACACGUUUGUGGAUUUACCGAUGCUACAAACCAUCGAUUUGGAAGACAAUCUCAUAACGAACAUCGAGAGGAGAGCUUUCAUGAACAUGAACCGUUUGAAAUUCAUCAAUUUGCGAGGAAAUAAAAUUCAAACCCUCCACGACGAGGCCUUCCAGAAUUUGCCGGACUUGGAGUUCUUGGAUUUGGCUUACAACGAUCUCAGCGAAUUCGACUUUGCUGCCUUCGACCAAGUUGGAACAUUGUCGUCGUUCCGGGUGAACGCCAGUCACAACGAAAUCCACCGAUUGUCGUCCAAUCAGUCGUACUCAACCUCGUCGUCUUCAAGUAGCAAUUUGGGACACUUUCCAGUGGGCGGAAUGACGCAAUCCAACAUCAAAGUGCUGGAUCUGAGCUACAACAACAUCACGGAAAUCACGCGCUACUACUUCAAGCCCGUGGAGUACUCGCUGACGCACCUGCAUCUGUCGCACAACGAGAUCAACAACGUCACCCAGGCCGUGUUCGGCAACAUGCCCCACCUGCAGUGGCUCGAUCUCAGCUGGAACGAUCUGAUGGAGAUCGACUUCGACUGCUUCAAGGAGACCAAGAACAUCCAGGUGCUCAAGUUCUCUCACAACAACAUCAUGGACAUACCCGCGGAGUCGUUCAGGAACCUGAAGAAGCUGCGCAUCGUCGACCUGUCGCACAAUCGGCUACGCUCGCUCGCCGACAAUCUCUUCAUGGAGGCCUACAUCGAGAGCCUCGAUCUGUCCCACAAUCAGUUCAUGAGGCUGCCCAUCAAUCCGAUGUCGCUGUCGGCGGCGGCGAGCCUCUCGAUACUCGACCUCUCCUGGAACUUCCUGUCCGGGGUACACAACAACGACGCCAUCUUCAGAUUACGCGGUUUAACUUGGCUCGAUUUGUCGUACAAUCGACUGGUCAGACUCGACGAUGGCGUCUUCUCCGAUCUCUCUCAGCUGUCGUAUUUGGAUCUCAGCCACAACAAACAGCUUAUUCUCGAACCAAGAGGAAGGACUUUCUACGGUCUGGAGGAGUCGCUUCUGUUCCUCGGACUCAGCAACAUUUCCCUAUUGUCGGUACCGGAGCUUCCAUUCCAUCGACUACAAAGGCUUCACCUGGCACACAACGAGCUGGCGUCGGUUCCGGCCGAGAUGGCGUCGAACUUGACGAGCCUUCACUUGCUCGAUCUCAGCCACAACGACUUGACCGUUGUCCCACUUAUAACUCAUGCUUUACCAAACUUGCGAAUGUUCAACAUCGCUUACAAUCCUAUUACGAUGAUCACGAACACGAGCUUCCUGGGAAUUGCGGACAGUCUCGAGCUGCUAGACAUACGCGGCCUCUCGCUCUCCAUGUUCGAGGCUGGAGCUCUGUGCAAGGCGUCGAAACUUCGAACUCUGCUGAGCACUGCCUACGCGGGAGUCAGGAACUUCAAUUUUCCCACUAUUUUGGAGCAUAAUCAUGGAUUGAGACACCUGUUCAUUCACGUUCAAAACGAAACGGAACUGGAAAAGGAGAUGAAAGGCCACUACCCCGUGAAAUUGUAUAAUUUUACAUUCAGCGGCCGAGCGCUAAAACGUAUUCACUCGGAUGUCUUGCACGGAAUGAGAAAUCCUCAUCUGCACUUUGGACUGUACAACACGAGCGUGAGCACCGUCCAGAAGGAAAUAUUUGCUCACGCGGAACUCGCGAGGAACGUGACGGUGGAGCUCUGGCACAACGAGAUCCGAACUCUGCAAAAUCCCUCGAACGCUUACAAGCCAGCCGUGCCGGGCAAGCGUUUUCUGCUGAGACUGCGAAUGCGCGGCAGCCACAUCAGUUGUGAUUGCGACAUAGGGUGGAUCGAGAUGUGGCAGAGGAAGCACCGACAAUAUCAGGAGGACCGUUGCAACACACACACAGAGCUGAACAAUUACGAGCGAGAGGAGGGCAACGAAUACGAGUGCUGGGACAACGGCUGGGACGACGAUCUGCGCGAGAGCUUCUGCGUCAACAAGAACAACAUGUCCGUGGCCGAAUCGCUGAAAUCCGACCUCGAGUGCGGCUGGUCAUCGGCGAACCAAAUAUUCCUAUCGAACUUCCUGGGAAUCGCUAUUUUCGUUCUCGCCUUUGCGAUCGCAUUUUGAGGAUAAACGAUGCUUGUUAGCGAGAGACAUUUUCACUUUCACAACUGAAAUCGGACGAGUUUACAGCUCUAAGGUGUAACCGUCUAAAAACUUAAAUGAAUCGAUUAUGUUUAAAGGAAGAUUAUUCGAACGCCAAGCGUUACGUAUGAUUAAUGAUAGUUCAUAAUUAAUUUUUAUUAUUUUUAAUUCUUGACGGUUCACCGUACCAUUCUUGACAUUUCAUUUCAGCAUUGUAAAUUCAUGAUUAUUUAUAUUCACGAGAAUUUUCAGUUAUCAUAUCUGAAAGUAACGAUUAAACUGUACCCAAACAAUACCCUUCAAGCCUUUUCUGGCUUACAUUUUUAGUUCUCAUUAUAUUUAAAAAAAAAAUAAUUGACACACAAUGAAACUUAUUACAAAGUUGUUGGAAAUAUUUGUGUUUAUAAGGAAGUGCCUUUAAUAUUCAAACUCGGAGGUUGCCUUUUUUUUAAAUUCUUGCGUACAUAAGCAAAAAACUGGAAGACCACAAGUAUGUACAUGACUGAAAAUCGAUAUUAUAAUAAUUGUAGUUAAUAAUAAAACUAGGCAUGAGAGUAAUAUUAACAUUCGAAGCUUUGUGUGCCUUUGAAAGCCAGAAAUUCACAUAUCAAAUCGAGCUUGAGCUCGCUCAAAACUUUGAGAUCGUCUCUAGCACUAUUGGGAAAGCGAGAUAGCCGCGAAUGAUAGGUGCUUUUGAUGUUAAACAAAAUGCAUUAGAGUAUCGCAUGAAUGAGUUAAAAAUACAUGAUUCACGAACAUUUCACGAUUCGUGUGAGAAAAAGUUUGAUUCAAGAAAAAAUAAUGAUCGAUAUAAUACCGAUAAAAGAAAUAUUUUCAAAAAAAAUAUUGGAUGCAUAAUGAACGUUGAGCUAAAAUAUUUUUUAUAAGCAGCGUAUGUUAUCAAUCACUCCAUCAUUUCAAUAAAAUAUGCUCUUCCGAAGAUCAAGGGAGCAUGCAUCAGGUGAGAGCUUGAUGUCUUCGUAUAUAUAUAUUUGUCUAUAGCGUGUAUCUAUAAAGUAUAUAACAUUCAUUUACGACGAUUAACUCGCCAAUAACGAUGAUACUUACCGUACAAUUUAAUGGGGGGGAAAAUCACUUUUUUCAAAGACCAACGUUUUCUUACGUUGCCUAAAGUUAAUCGUUCGAAAAAAACACGGGAAAUAAUUACAAUAGUUUUUCAUUCGUCAUCGUAAUGUGAAAUUAAGAGUAAUGUAAUGAAAGCGUUAACAUAAUUAUGCACUUUUAUAAAAAUAAAUUACGUUUAAUAUAAAUACUUACACGAAUUUAAAUAAUAUUGAAAUAUCAAGUAAUAAAAUGAUUUUAAUGGAAAUUAUACUAUUAGCGGUACAUGUUGAUAUCUUUAGAAAAUUAAUGACCUCUUACAUUGCUUAAGAAGAUAAUUUAUCUUGAACUCUGCAGACUGUAAAGUAAAUAAAUUAUUUAAAACUAUCAAAAGUAUUUAUAAACGAUAGCAAUAGUUUGUAAUUUAAAGAUUAAAGAUAAUUCAAAAAUCAAAUUUUAGUUAAGUGAAUCAGUAUGUAAUAAA
Molecule: messenger RNA, 5715 nt
Organism: Trichogramma pretiosum
Lineage: Eukaryota; Metazoa; Arthropoda; Insecta; Hymenoptera; Trichogrammatidae
Gene: chp
Product: chaoptin
Exons: 16
Coding region: 243-4151 (1302 amino acids)
Molecular function (GO): protein binding
Source: RefSeq, a predicted model, not a curated record